Messenger RNA from Thyridium curvatum, 774 nucleotides. RefSeq lists its product as uncharacterized. Gene Ontology annotation, molecular function: acetylpyruvate hydrolase activity. The coding region runs from base 1 to 774 and encodes 257 amino acids. NCBI's taxonomy places the organism in Eukaryota, Fungi, Ascomycota, Sordariomycetes, Thyridiales, Thyridiaceae. The transcript is spliced from 4 exons. The record is from RefSeq and is a predicted model, not a curated record.
AUGUCGACUUUCCAGGCACUUGUUCGCUUCGAAGCCGAUGAUGGCCAGACAUAUUUUGCCGAUAUAGAGCCCAGCAAUGCCGGUUCCCUCUGCCCGGGUCAUCAGCUGGAAGGGUUCUCGUCCUUUGCUGCUUUUACGGCAAAACGUGGCGGGAGGUCAGUGAGACUGGCCAAAGCCAAAAUCCCCCAACACCCUCCUCUGUGGACGAAACCUGCUGCUGCGCUUGCAAAUCCAGGGGAAGACAUCCAUAUCGACAAGUUCUGCACUACAAGCUACCCAGAUUACGAGGGUGAAUAUGUUUUUGUGACCUCGCGAAAGUGCAAGAAUGUCACUCCCGAAGAGGCAGAAGAUUGCAUACUCGGCUACGCCACGGCAAACGAACUCUCUUGCCGGCUGUUCCAGGAUCCAGAUCAGAUGGGAGGCCAGUACUUUUUCGCCAAGGCUUUUGACAAGUUCGCACCUAUUGGUCCCGUUCUUGUGUCUCCCGAGAUUUUUGCCAACGGAGGCCAAGGCCGUAAGCUCACUACCAAGCUCAACGGCAAGGUGAUGCAGGAGGCGAGCAUCGACGAAGAUCAGAUCUUUAGUCCAGCACAAGUCCUGAGCUGGAUGAGCCAAGCCACUACUAUUCCUGCUGGUACAGCCGUCAUGACUGGAACGCCGGCUGGUGUGGGAUACUUCCAUGAACCGAAAAGGCUCCUCAGAGACGGAGAUGUUGUCGAGAUUGAGCUGGAAGGGUUGCCAGCGCUCCAAAAUAAGAUCGUGUUUGAGGCCUGA